AUUCACAACAACAAUCCUCUCAUUCUUCCAUAUAUUCAAUUCAUCAAAAUUAUUUAUCAUGAAUACUUCAUUACUUCGAGGAGAAUCAUCUACUUCUUCCAUGAAUAUUCAAUUGGUUGAAGGAGAAUCAUCUACUUCUUUCAUGAAUACUCCAUUACUUCGAGGAGAAUCAUCUACUUCUUCCAUGAAUAUUCAAUUGGUUGAAGGAGAAUCAUCUACUUCUUCCAUGAAUAUUCAAUUGGUUGAAGGAGAGUCAUCUACUUCCUCCAUGAAUAUUCAAUUGGUUGAAGGAGAAUCAUCCACUUCUUCUCAAACUCAAUGGAGCUAUGAUGUCUUUCUGAGUUUUAGAGGUGAAGAUACGCGCAAUAACUUCACUGGUCAUCUUUAUACCCGAUUGUGCCAAGUUGGAGUUAAUACUUUCAUAGAUGAUGAGGAACUGAGAAAAGGCGACGUCAUUUCAACCAAACUUGAGAAAGCAAUUGAAGAUUCUAGGAUUUCUAUUAUUGUUUUCUCAAAAAGCUAUGCAUCGUCUAGUUGGUGUCUUGAUGAACUCGUCAAAAUUCUUGAAUGUAAAGAGCAGUUAAAGCAGACAGUUUUGCCAAUUUUCUAUGAUGUUGAUCCUUCUCACGUGCGAAAGCAAACUGGGGAAUUCGGUAAAGCUUUUGUUACGCUCAAGGAACGAUCAUUCACAGAUGAAAGAGUGGAGAAAUGGAGAGCUGCAUUAACUGAAGCUGCAAAUUUAUCUGGAUGGGAUUCGCAAAAUGUUGCUGGCGGGCAUGAAUCAAAAUGUAUUGAAAGCAUUAUAAAACAAGUUCUGCAAGAGGUCAACCAGACACCUCUAGAUGUUGCUAGUUAUCCAGUUGGAUUAGAUUCUCGUAUCGAACAUAUAGAGUUGUUACUGCAAAGUGGAUGUGAAGAUGAAGUUCGCAUGGUUGGUAUAUAUGGCGUUGGUGGAAUUGGAAAAACAACUUUGGCAAAAGCCGUCUUCAAUAGACUAUUUCAACAGUUCGAUAGUAGUUGCUUCCUUUCAGAUAUUGGAUCAAAAGUUGAAGAAUUGGGUCUAGUUAAGGUACAAGAGAAAUUACUACAUCAAAUCCUUAAAAGGAUGGACUUCGAAGUUGGCAGUGUUGCUGAAGGUGUCAAUCUAAUCAAAGCAAGACUUGGAUCGAAAAAGGUUCUAAUUGUUCUUGAUGAUGUCGAUCAUAAAAGUCAAUUAGAAUCGUUAGCAAGAGAACGAAGUUGGUUUGGUUCUGGAAGUUUAAUAAUUAUUACAACCCGAAACAAACAAUUGCUAAGUGGGCUUGGAGCAAAUGAAAGGUAUGAGACCAAGAUUUUAAAUUACAAUGAAGCUAUGCAACUUUUCAGCUGGCAUGCUUUUCAAACUCCUUUUCCACCACAUGAUUAUGUUAAUUUGGCACAAGACAUAAUCGAAUAUUCAGGUGGGCUGCCAUUAGCUCUUGUGACAUUGGGUUCACGUUUGCAAGGGAGAUCCAUAGAAGAAUGGAGAUACGAAGCCAAUAAACUAAGAGGGGCUCAAGAAAGAGCAAUUCCUCAUCUUGAUAUUCAAAAGACUCUCGACACCAUAGGCUUGAUCGUGAUACUCAAAACCGUCGUUUCCUUGAUCUUGAUGUCCGUAGUGUAUUUCUUUUUCUUCAGAUCCUUUUCCUUCGUAUCGUCGAGUACGCGUUCCAUGGAUUUCCCCCAGAGGCAGAGUCAGCCUAGUAAUUGGGGGUUCGUUCGAACCCUCAACGGACAGACAGUGACGGAGCCACGAUUUUUAUUGAGGGGGCUCAAAAGUAUAUAUACAAACUAGUCGAAGGGGUUCAACAUCUA
Molecule: messenger RNA, 1833 nt
Organism: Capsicum annuum
Lineage: Eukaryota; Viridiplantae; Streptophyta; Magnoliopsida; Solanales; Solanaceae
Product: disease resistance protein RUN1-like
Exons: 2
Coding region: 59-1813 (584 amino acids)
Biological process (GO): defense response; signal transduction
Molecular function (GO): ADP binding
Source: RefSeq, a predicted model, not a curated record